Thlaspi arvense is the source of this 1467-nucleotide messenger RNA. NCBI's taxonomy places the organism in Eukaryota, Viridiplantae, Streptophyta, Magnoliopsida, Brassicales, Brassicaceae. The record is from the annotation of a GenBank genome assembly.
AUGUCCCAUGUUACAAGACCACAUGCUGCCAUGUUCGCUAGCCCGGGAAUGGGACACGUCAUCCCGGUGAUCGAGCUCGGAAAACGCUUAGCCGGAUCCCACGGCUUCCACGUCACCAUCUUCGUCCUCGAAGCCGACGCAGCCUCCGCUCAAUCGCAAUUCCUCAACUCACCUUGCUCCGACAAGACCCUUGUUGACGUCGUCGGCCUCCCGUCUCCGGAUAUCUCCGGUUUAGUGGAUUCGUCAACCAACAUCGGGAUCAAGCUCUUGACCAUGAUGCGUGAGACCAUUCCAACCCUCCGAUCAAAGAUCGCGGAGAUGCAGCACAAACCAACGGCUCUGAUCGUAGACUUGUUCGGCAUGGACGCGUUGCGGCUCGGUGGCGAGUUCAACAUGUUGACUUAUAUCUUCGUCGCUUCAAACGCACGUUUACUCGCGAUGAUAAUUUAUUUCCCAACGCUGGAGAAAGACGUCGAAGAAGAUCACAUAAUCAAGAAGAAACCUUUGGCUGUGCCUGGAUGUGAACCGGUUCGGUUUGAGGAUACUCUUGAAACAUUCCUUGACCCGACCGCCGAGCUAUACCGGGAAUUUAUUCCUUUUGGUUUAGUUUUCCCAACCGUUGAUGGUAUUAUUGUGAAUACAUGGGAUGAUAUCGAACCCAAAACGUUGAAAUCUCUUCAAAACCCAAAGCUCUUGGGUCGGAUCGCUCGUGUGCCGGUUUAUCCAGUUGGUCCUUUGAGCAGACCGGUUGAUCCAUCGAAAACCAAUCAUCCGGUUUUAGAUUGGUUAAACAAACAACCGGACGAGUCGGUGCUUUACAUCUCAUUCGGAAGCGGCGGCUCACUCACGGCUAAACAGCUAACCGAACUGGCUUGGGGGCUCGAGCUAAGUCAGCAACGGUUCGUUUGGGUGGUCCGACCGCCGGUAGACGGUUCGGCUUGCAGCGAGUAUUUCUCGGUUAACAGCGGUGAAAUACGAGACGGUACGCCGGAUUAUCUACCGAAAGAAUUCGUAAACCGGACUCAAGAAAGAGGCCUCGUGGUCUCAUCGUGGGCCCCUCAAGCCGAGAUCCUGGCCCACCAAGCCGUUGGAGGGUUUCUGACUCACUGCGGGUGGAAUUCGAUUCUCGAGAGCGUUGUUAGCGGCGUUCCGAUGAUUGCUUGGCCGCUUUUCGCGGAUCAGAUGAUGAAUGCGACGCUUCUCAACGAGGAGAUUGGAAUCGCCGUCCGAUCUAAGAAACUUCCGUCCGAGGAAGUUGUUUCAAGGGCGGAGAUCGAUGCCUUGGUGAGAAGGAUUAUGGUGGAGGAGGAAGGUUGCGAGAUGAGAGAGAAGGUUAAGAAGCUGAGGGACACGGCGGAAAAAUCACUGAGUUGCGACGGUGGAUCGGCGCACGAAUCGCUGUCGAGAGUGGCGAACGAGUGUGACCGUGUUUUGGAGCGUUCUAGAAGAAUGGCUCGUGGUGCCUAG